Molecule: messenger RNA, 1536 nt
Organism: Phacochoerus africanus (Common warthog)
Lineage: Eukaryota; Metazoa; Chordata; Mammalia; Artiodactyla; Suidae
Gene: FOXH1
Product: forkhead box H1
Exons: 3
Coding region: 380-1507 (375 amino acids)
Biological process (GO): regulation of DNA-templated transcription
Molecular function (GO): sequence-specific DNA binding; DNA-binding transcription factor activity
Source: RefSeq, a predicted model, not a curated record
CGGAUGGGCUAGAGUCACCGAGGGUCAUAAGCCCCUCCCAAAGGCUUUUCCUUCCCCCUCUAGGGGGUGGCAAAGGCAGCCCCAGGGGUGAGGAGUAAGGCCUGGGUGGCCGCCUACAGCCCCACUGGAAUCUUCCCUGCCCCUCCCUUCCAGAUUAACCGAAACCUGCUAAUUGUGGCUGCCCUCUGCACGCUCCCCUCCCCCACCGCCGAUUUCCACCUCCCUUGGCCUCCCCUCCCCCUUCCAUCCGAAUGAUAAAGGGCUUGGCCCGCCAGCCCCCGCCUGGCCUCAGGCCCCAGCUCUGCCUCACCACACUGCCCCGUAGCCCCGCGCCCACCACUGGGCCAGGCCCCUGCCCACGUUGCCCGCUUCCCCCCGCAUGGGGCCCUGCAGCAACCCGCGCCUGGAGCUUCCUGGGGGGCAGUCGCCCUCUGAGCCCCCCAAGAGGAGGAAGAAGAGAUACCUGCGGCAUGACAAGCCCCCCUACACCUACUUGGCCAUGAUCGCCCUGGUAAUCCAGGCCGCACCCUCCCGCAGGCUGAAGCUGGCCCAGAUCAUCCGUCAGGUCCAGGCCGUGUUCCCCUUCUUCAGGGACGAUUACGAGGGCUGGAAGGAUUCCAUCCGCCACAACCUCUCCUCCAACCGAUGCUUCCGCAAGGUGCCCAAGGAUCCCGCGAAGCCCCAGGCCAAGGGCAACUUCUGGGCGGUCGACGUGAGCCUGAUCCCGGCCGAGGCGCUGCGGCUGCAGAACACAGCCCUGUGCCGGCGCUGGCAGAGCAGGGGCGCGAGGGGAGCCUUCGCCAAGGACCUGGGCCCCUACGUGCUGCAUGGCCGGCCCUACCGGCCGCCCAGUCCCCAGCCGCAGCCCUGCGAGGGCUUCAGCAUAAAGUCUCUGCUAGGUGACUCCAGGGAGGGGGCGCCACGGAGUAGCCCAGGCCGGUCAGGCUCCCAGGGCAGUGGGGAGGAAGAGGUGCCCCUGCCAGUCCUGCCCUCCAGGAGGCCUCCGUGGCCCCUCUGCCCCCUCCCAGGGUCGUUGAGCGUGGAGGGAGAGACCUCCCAGGGGGGAACCAGCAGGCCGGAGGCCAGAGCCUGGCCCCUCCACUUACUGCAGGGUACUCCAGACCCUGGGGGCCUGGCUGGGGGAGGUCACAGGGCCUCACUUUGGGGGCAGCUGCCCACUUCCUACCUGCCCAUCUACACCCCCAAUGUGGUAAUGCCCUUGGCCCCUCUACCACCUCCCUCCUGCCCCGGGUGCCCACCCUCAACCAGCACAGCCUAUUGGAGGGUGGCCCCUGAAACCCACGGCCCACCGGGGCUGCUGUGGGAUCUCGACGCCCUCUUCCAGGGGGUGCCACCCAACAAGAGCAUCUACGACGUGUGGGUGAGCCAGCCCCGAGACCUCGCUGCCCCCACCCCAGGCUGGUUGCUCUCCGGGACAGCCUGUGAGGCUCUCAGGGCCGGGCCUGCUUUCCUCUCCCACCUCUCCUGCCACCAUUUGGCUGGUUGAGGGGAAGCCAAGGCCAUGCCGUCCCAGAG